This is a messenger RNA of Cornus florida, 927 nucleotides long. RefSeq names its product LIM domain-containing protein PLIM2c-like. Bases 151 to 759 code for a protein of 202 amino acids. Gene Ontology annotation, biological process: actin filament bundle assembly. Gene Ontology annotation, molecular function: actin filament binding. Gene Ontology annotation, cellular component: plasma membrane; actin cytoskeleton. Lineage: Eukaryota; Viridiplantae; Streptophyta; Magnoliopsida; Cornales; Cornaceae. The record is from RefSeq and is a predicted model, not a curated record. The transcript is spliced from 5 exons.
UAAAGCCUUUAAUUUCUCAUCAUAUUUUCCCUUUUUGAUCCUAAGAAAUAAACCAAGCUUGGGUUCUUUAAUUUUUCAUGAGCACUUAGAACAAUUGGUUUGAAUAUUGGGAUCUUUUUUUUUUUUUUUUUUUUUAAUAAGAAAGGGGAAAUGUCAUUCACAGGGACUUUGGAUAAAUGCACAGCUUGUGAUAAAACUGUUUAUUUUGUUGAUCUCUUGACUGCUGAUGGAGUCACCUAUCAUAAAGCAUGCUUCAAAUGCAGCCAUUGCAAAGGAACUCUUGUGAUGAGCAACUACUCCUCCAUGGAUGGAGUUCUCUACUGCAAACCUCAUUUCGAGCAGCUUUUCAAGGAAUCUGGCAAUUUCAGCAAGAACUUUCAAUCAUCGGGGAAGACUGACAGGCAACAUUCAUUGAGUAGGACCCCAAGCAAACUUUCUUCCAUGUUCUCUGGAACCCAAGACAAAUGUUCUGCCUGCAACAAAACAGUGUAUCCUCUGGAGAAGGUGAAUAUGGAGGGUGAAUCAUACCACAAGUCAUGCUUCAAAUGUGCUCAUGGGGGUUGUCCCCUUACACAUUCAUCUUAUGCUGCUUUUGAUGGAAUUCUUUACUGCAAGCAUCAUUUUGCUCAGCUCUUCAUGGAGAGGGGGGACUACAGCCAUGUCCUUAAGGCCGCCACUCAAAGAAAAAAUGGUGUGACAGCGGCGGAACCAGAGGAAGAGCCCAAAUCAGAACCAGACCAGACAGAAGAGCAGUCCUAAAUACACAGCUUUGCUUCAUAUCUGAAUUUACAGAAUUUUCUAUUCUCAGCAAACCCUCUUAUCAUGAUGAAGUUUCAUAUUUGAGUGCUCACAAUAUAUUUGGAGUUUGUAAACAUAUUCAAAAGGUUAUGUAUGAUACACAAAUGCAUAAAGCUUAAUGAAGUUUGU